AUGGAGGAGGCGGCGCGGCGGGCGCUGCGGCGCGGGCGGGCGCGGCUCGUGGCGGGCCUCAGCCCGGAGCCGCUCUGGCGGCCGCUGCAGCAGCGCGGGCUCUUCACGCCGACCAUGGUGGAGGAGCUGCAGAGCGCUGGCAGCCGAGGGGAGCAAGCCCGGAAGCUGGUUAUUGACUUGGAGACUCGAGGGAAACAGGCUUUUCCCAUGUUCCUCUCCAUCCUGAGGGACACUGGGCAAGGGGACCUGGCUGACAUGCUGAUGGAGGAGUACCAAGGCCUGCCAGCAGCACCACAGCCAGUGGACCUGCAGCCUGUCCAGCUGGACAUACAUGCGGAGAAGCAUAAUAAAAAUGUGAACUUCCCUGAACGUUUGCCCUUCCUGGUCCAAGCUAAGAGCGAACGCCCUCGAACGCCGGCUGUAGACAAGAGGAACCAUGACUUGGUUUAUGAGCUGAAAGCAGACCCAUGUGGACGCUGCCUGAUCAUCAACAAUGUCACCUUCAGCAGAGACUCCUGUCUGUCCCCUCGGGAUGGUUCUGAUGUGGACUGCAAGAAGCUGGAGAAGCGCUUCAAGGCCUUGCGCUUCGAUGUCCUGACCCGGCGGAAUCUGCCAGCUCAGGAAAUGGUUUCUGAGCUGCAGAGACUGGCACGGCGGGACCACAGCGCCUUGGACUGCUGCAUCGUGGUCAUCCUCUCCCAUGGGUGUCAGACCAGCCAUAUUCAGUUUCCUGGAGGCGUUUACGGAACAGAUGGAACUCCCAUUCCAAUAGAAAAGAUUGUCAACUAUUUCAAUGGGUCCAAUUGCCCGAGUCUGAGAGGAAAACCCAAACUCUUCUUCAUCCAGGCCUGUGGUGGAGAACAGAAGGAUCGUGGCUUCGAAGUGGAUCACGAUUCACCCAGCGACGAAGCUCCAGAAGGUUCUUUGGAGUCAGAUGCUGUUCCAUUUCAGACUCCACUGGGUAAUGGGGAUGAACCAGAUGCCGUAGCCAGUUUGCCCACCCCAAGUGAUAUCUUGGUGUCCUACUCGACUUUCCCAGGUUUUGUCUCCUGGAGGGAGGUGUCGAGUGGCUCGUGGUACGUGGAAACGCUGGACAGCGUGCUGGAGCAACACGCCCGCUCGGAGGAUCUGCUGAACAUGUUACUGCGGGUGGCCAAUGCUGUCUCUGCCAGGGGCAGGUACAAGCAGAUCCCUGGCUGUUUCAACUUCCUCCGGAAAAAGUUCUUCUUCUCCUGCAAGUGAGGUGUGUGCUCCGAGGCUGAGUCACUCCCCCACAGCUGGGUGAAAUCAGCGCCCUCUAGCACUCGGCGUCGAUGCUGCCAGCAGCCUUUGUCAAGAUGUUUGUCCUGAGAAAUGUAACCUGGGAAUGCUCUCCUCGCUGGGAAAGAGAGAUGAGAUGGAGAGCAGUGCUGGAAUGUGUGAAGGGCAGAGCCGAGGUGGCCAGAGGAAGCCCCUUUGCCAGGGCAUGUGCCAGCCCAGCGCCUUGAGAGUGCCUCACCACAGCUACACUCAGCUUCUGAGUCCUCUCUUCUUUCAGUGGUCAGGAUGUGUGUGUCAUUUGCUGCCUGGAUAAGUGAUGGAUGGCCAUCCAGGGCUGGCACUUGGGGACAGUGCAAUGAGGUGGGUUUUUUUCCAGUGCUUCUCAUUUUCAAGUAAAAGGUGAUGAAAAAGGGAGCAGA
Molecule: messenger RNA, 1679 nt
Organism: Colius striatus (speckled mousebird)
Lineage: Eukaryota; Metazoa; Chordata; Aves; Coliiformes; Coliidae
Gene: CASP9
Product: caspase 9
Exons: 9
Coding region: 1-1242 (413 amino acids)
Biological process (GO): regulation of apoptotic process; apoptotic process; intrinsic apoptotic signaling pathway in response to DNA damage
Cellular component (GO): cytoplasm
Source: RefSeq, a predicted model, not a curated record